Rosa rugosa (rugosa rose) is the source of this 1781-nucleotide messenger RNA. RefSeq lists its product as uncharacterized. Bases 216 to 1364 code for a protein of 382 amino acids. The transcript is spliced from 15 exons. NCBI's taxonomy places the organism in Eukaryota, Viridiplantae, Streptophyta, Magnoliopsida, Rosales, Rosaceae. The record is from RefSeq and is a predicted model, not a curated record.
UAAUGUUUAGAAUUCCAUUCUAAAGUAAACUCUUAUAGCCGUGUGUAGGGUGUGUGGCAGCACAUUGUCUCCCUCCUCCCCUCCACGAUACGAUCGUCCACGCGCGCGAGUGAAAGUUGACGGCUUUGAUUGGGAGGAGAUUGAAGAAUGCAAUAUUGGGUUAAGCAGUUGCUGAAUGAGCUUUUGAGUUAAGAGUGUCAGGGACAACAAGAAUAAUGGGCACUGUAAACCGCAGUGGAGUUAGAAAAACAAAUGACAGUGCCAGGGUUAUUUUCUAUACAAGUGUUGGACUUCUCUUUGGAUUUUUCAUUGGUGUAUCAUUGCAGGCAGCUUUUCUAACAAAGGUUAGGUUUUCACUUCCAUCUUUUGAUGUAUACUUUCCCGAUAUGCGUAGAACAACUAACACAAACAAAAGUCUUGAGGAUGAAGGAUCAGAGGGUGUUCCUAAGAUAUAUGUUCCAACAAAUCCUUCUGGUGCUGAAACACUACCACCAGGAAUUGUUGUUUCACAAACUGAUUUGUAUAUGCGCAGAUUAUGGGGUGAACCCAGUGAGGAUCUAAAAACAAAGCCAAAGUACUUGGUAACAUUUACCGUUGGUAUUAAUCAGAAGAAAAAUAUUGAUGCAGCAGUUAAAAAGUUCUCUAAGGAUUUCACAAUCUUGCUUUUUCACUAUGAUGGCCGGACUAGUGAAUGGGAUGAAUUUGAGUGGUCAAAGAGAGCAAUUCAUGUUAGUGCGAAGAGACAAGCAAAGUGGUGGUAUGCAAAAAGAUUUCUGCAUCCUGAUGUUGUGUCAGCUUAUGAUUAUAUAUUCAUUUGGGAUGAAGAUUUGGGGGUAGAACACUUCAAUGCAGAGAAGUAUAUUGAGUUGGUUAAGAAAUAUGGUUUGGAAAUCUCUCAACCUGGUCUUGAGCCCAAUAAUGGUUUGACAUGGGAGAUGACAAAGAGGAGAGGUGACAGAGAAGUCCACAAGGAUACAGAAGAAAAACCGGGCUGGUGUAGUGACCCACAUCUUCCCCCUUGUGCAGCGUUUGUGGAAAUAAUGGCCCCUGUCUUUUCUCGGGAAGCUUGGCGUUGUGUCUGGCAUAUGAUUCAGAAUGAUUUGGUGCAUGGAUGGGGAUUGGAUUUUGCUCUCCGAAGAUGUGUAGAGCCUGCACAUGAAAAGAUUGGCGUAGUUGAUUCACAGUGGAUUGUUCAUCAAGUGAUUCCUUCCCUUGGGAGCCAGGGAGAGUCUGAGGAUGGAAAAUCGCCCUGGGAAUCGGUACGUGACAUGGUGAGAUCAAGGUGCAAAAAUGAAUGGGCUGAAUUCCAGUCUCGCAUACUCGGUGCAGACAAGGCAUACCUUGCUAAGAGGGGAAGGGGAUAGAGUAUGAAUUACUUCCUUUUAAACAAAUAGCAUCCACCCCCCCAUCCCAUCCUUUUUCCAGCAUCUUGUACAUGUUUUCCAUCAACCAUGAAGGGGGUGUCAAAAGAAUCCAAUUCCUACUGUAUUAUUUUUCACUUUUCUGAGCCAGAUUUAUGUAUCUACACACUGAUAGUUUUAUAAGAGAAGAGAAUUUUACACCCGCCAAUGAUCUUGUUUUGAGUAUCUUGCUUGUGCAUGCGGUUUCUCCAAGGGUACCAGAAAUUAUCUUACCAGCGAAGUCAGAAGGGAGUUGGAUUCAAAUUUUGCCUGGAUUUUUGAACAAAUUCACAUUUGUAUCAUGUUCAGAACACAUUACUCAAAUUCCUUAUUUUACAAAGUAUGGAAAGAUUGCAAUGAAGUUGAAUUUGUUCAUGUUGU